AUGUCGACCAGCGGAUCCGGAUUCCUCGGUCGCUCGAGCAGCAGCAAUGCCAACAUGAGGGGCCUCGUCCAGUUCAUUGCGGAUCUGCGAAACGCCCGCGCCCGCGAGCUCGAGGAGAAGCGCAUCAACAAGGAGCUGGCCAAUAUUCGCCAAAAGUUCAAGGACGGCAACCUCAGCGGCUAUCACAAGAAGAAAUACGUCUGCAAGCUGCUGUACAUCUACAUACUCGGCUGGAACGUCGACUUUGGACACCUCGAGGCCGUGAACCUCAUCUCGGCCACCAAGUACUCCGAGAAGCAGAUAGGAUACCUGGCCAUGACGCUCUUCCUGCACGAAAAGCACGAGCUGCUGCAUCUCGUCGUCAACAGCAUCCGAAAAGACUUGCUGGACCACAACGAGCUGUUCAACUGCCUCGCCCUCCAUGCCAUCGCCAACGUCGGCGGCCGAGAGAUGGGGGAGGCCUUGAGCAGCGAAGUUCACCGGCUUCUGAUAUCACCCACCUCAAAGUCCUUCGUCAAGAAAAAAGCCGCCCUGACCUUGCUUCGUCUCUAUCGAAAGCACCCCGACAUCGUCGCCCCUCAGUGGGCCGAGCGCCUCAUCCACCUCAUGGACGAUGCCGACCUUGGCGUCGCCCUCUCCGUCACCUCCUUGGUCAUGACGCUGGCACAGGACAAUCUCGACCAGUACAAAGGAGCCUACACGAAGGCGACGGCGAGGCUGAAGCGCAUCAUCGUCGACGGCGAGUACACCACCGACUACCUGUACUACAAGGUGCCCUGCCCCUGGCUUCAGAUCAAACUUCUUCGGCUGCUGCAAUACUUCCCUCCCUCCGACGAUACCCAUGUGAGGGAAAUGAUCCGGGAGUGCAUGGAAAAGAUCUUCAAUCUCGCCAUGGAGGCGAACAAGAACGUCCAGCAGAACAACGCCCAGAACGCCAUCCUGUUCGAAGCCAUCAACCUCGUCAUCCACCUCGAUACCGAGCAUGCUCUGAUGAAGCAAAUCUCGGCUCGCCUCGGCCGCUUCAUCCAGAGUCGCGAGACGAACGUGAGAUACCUUGGCCUCGAGGCCAUGACCCACCUGGCCGCGCGCACCGAGACCCUCGCCCCGAUCAAGCAGCAUCAGGACAUCAUCCUAGGCUCCCUGAAGGACAGGGACAUCAGCGUGCGCAGGAAGGGCCUCGACCUCCUCUACAGCAUGUGCGAUGCCACAAACGCCCAGGUCAUCGUAGGCGAGCUGCUGCACUACCUGCAGAACGCGGACUUUGCCAUCAGAGAAGAAAUGGUUCUUAAGAUUGCCAUUCUGACGGAAAAGUACGCGACGGACGUGCAAUGGUACGUCGACAUCUCGCUGCGCCUCAUCGCCAUGGCCGGAGAUCAUGUCAGCGACGAGGUCUGGCAGCGCGUCAUCCAGAUCGUGUCCAACAACGAGGAGCUGCAAGUGUACGCGGCCCAAAACACGCUGCAGCACGUCAAGUCGGAUCAUUGCCACGAGACGCUCGUCAAGAUUGGAGCCUACAUCCUCGGCGAGUUUGGCCAUCUGGUUGCCGAUCAGCCUCGCUGCAGCCCGAUCGAGCAGUUCAUGGCUCUGCAGAGCAAGCUCGCCGCCUGCUCUCCCAGCACGCGCGCCAUGAUUCUCUCGUGCUUCAUCAAAUUCGUCAACCUGUUCCCCGAAAUCAAGCCACAGCUGCUUCAGACCUUUGAGGACCACACCCACACGCUGGACUCGGAGAUGCAGCAGCGAGCUUGCGAGUACCUGACGUUGGCGAGGAUGCCCACCGACGACCUCCUGCGAACCGUCUGCGACGAGAUGCCACCGUUCCCGGAGAGAGAGUCGGCCCUGCUGUCCCGGCUGCAUCAGAAGCACGCCAAUACGAGCGACCGGCGGACGUGGGUCGUCGGGGGCAAAGAUGCCAACGCCGACGGCGCGGAGCUUGGCAUGACCAAGGUGGGGUCUCUUAAGAGAACCUUCAGCUCGGCCGUCCCUCUCAACGUCGGCAAGGCAAACGGACCAGGUGGGCAGCCGAACGGCAUUUCCGAACUCGCCGGCCUCGACCUGAAUGCGCCGACGCCGGCCGAGCCCAAGAUGCUCAAGGCGCCCAACCUCGCAAGCGCCGCUCACCUUUCGCCUGGGUGGGAAAAAGGCUUCGACCGACUCAUGCUGCGAUCGGACGGUGUGCUGUACGAGGACGGCCAAGUGCAGAUCGGAGUGAGGUCCGAGUACCGCGGCCAAAUGGCCUGCUUGAUUGCCUACUUCAAGAACAAGACGCCCGGGCCGAUGACCUCCUUCACCACCACCUUGGAUCUCGACGAGAGCGAAAAGGGCAAGCUGACUUGGGACGUCAAGGGUCUUCCCGACAGCACCAUCAACCCGGGAAGCCAGUCCCAGCAGGUGACCAUGUUCGAAGCCAAGAAAGUGUUUGAAAAGCCUCCGACGAUUCGGAUCAGCUACCUGGCCGGUGCCCUACAGGCCCUGACCCUCAAGCUUCCCGUGGCCGCGCACAAGUUCAUGGACCCCGCGGAGCUCACGCCCGAGGACUACUUCAAGAGGUGGAAGCAGAUCGGCGCCGGCCCCCGAGAAGCCCAAGGAAUCUUUGGGUUGGCGGCCGGAAAGAGAGGGAGGGAAAUCACGGAGCGGUUCGUCGCCACCAUCGUGGACGGCUUCAGGUGGCGCAUCCUGGACAUGGUCGACCCGAACCCGAAGAACGUGGUGGGCGCUGGUGUCAUGCACACGUCCGAGGGAGGCAAGUUUGGCUGUCUGAUGAGACUGGAGCCAAACUACGACAGCCAGAUGAUUCGACUCACGAUCCGGGCCACCGACGAGUCCGUACCUUCCGUUUUGUUGGAUCUCGUACGGGAGAGGUUGUCCCGCGGCGAGUCGCCGACAGAAUACCAAAGCCACGCUUCGCACAGCGAAAUCGCCAAAGUGUUUGGCAACGUCAUGGUUGGCUGA
Messenger RNA from Drechmeria coniospora, 2949 nucleotides. RefSeq names its product Armadillo-like helical. NCBI's taxonomy places the organism in Eukaryota, Fungi, Ascomycota, Sordariomycetes, Hypocreales, Ophiocordycipitaceae. The transcript is spliced from 4 exons. The record is from RefSeq and is a predicted model, not a curated record. Gene Ontology annotation, cellular component: AP-2 adaptor complex; membrane coat. Bases 1 to 2949 code for a protein of 982 amino acids. Gene Ontology annotation, biological process: clathrin-dependent endocytosis; intracellular protein transport. Gene Ontology annotation, molecular function: clathrin-cargo adaptor activity.